Odobenus rosmarus divergens (Pacific walrus) is the source of this 1103-nucleotide messenger RNA. It is a transcript of the gene SH3BGRL2, whose product is annotated as SH3 domain binding glutamic acid-rich protein like 2. Bases 170 to 493 code for a protein of 107 amino acids. Lineage: Eukaryota; Metazoa; Chordata; Mammalia; Carnivora; Odobenidae. The transcript is spliced from 4 exons. The record is from RefSeq and is a predicted model, not a curated record. Gene Ontology annotation, cellular component: cytoplasm.
AUCUGCGGACGGGCGGGAGGGAGUCAGGUCCCCGCGAUCUUCCUCGACCCGUGCGCUCUGCCCGGCGGCGGCGGCGGCGGCGCCGUCAGCUCUUAGCCGAGUUUUGCCUCCGCGUCCCCGCCAGCCCCGAGCCCGCGGGGGCAGACGGUCCGUCCCGGCGUGCGAGAGGAUGGUGAUCCGCGUGUUCAUCGCCUCCUCCUCGGGUUUCGUGGCGAUAAAGAAGAAGCAGCAGGAUGUGGUUAGAUUUCUGGAAGCCAACAAGAUAGAGUUUGAGGAGGUGGAUAUCACAAUGUCAGAAGAACAGAGACAAUGGAUGUACAAAAACAUUACCCCAGAAAAGAAGCCUGCUCAGGGCAACCCUCUGCCGCCUCAGAUAUUUAAUGGUGACCGAUACUGUGGAGAUUAUGACAGUUUUUUUGAAGCAAAGGAAAGCAACACGGUCUAUUCAUUCUUAGGCCUGAAACCACGAUUGGCAUCAAAGGCAGAACCUUAGAGAAGACAAGUGGAAGAUAACGGAGAUGCAUUUUGGAGUGCCCCCUGGUACUCAGCACACACCUGCUUACCUAAUGCGUCACUGUGACUAAAGCCACGUGCAUCAUCAGUAACUUUGCUUGCCAUGGAAAAGGUGUUUUUGGAAGACAUGGGUAUAAUGGGAUUGCAUGAUUGCUUUAAACCAAAUCAGGACUGUGGUGGUUUUUUUCUUAUUUUCAGGGUUGCCUGCAGUUGCCUCAUUCACCUGGAGGUACUCUAACCUGUUACAGGUGUGCUUCCGUAAAGACUAAAAGAUAAAUGGGUAGCACCAUUGGAGAGAAAAUGUUGGAUCUGCUCUAGGUUGUAGCUGAUGCCAGUAUUGCUCAGACCUGUCUCUCUUUAAGCGGCCUGGGUUGUAUCCUUGAAAUUAGUUUGCCAGACUAUUAGAAUCUUUUGAUCAGACAGAACAAAAGCAAUGCUGGUUGACAAAGGGCUGAAGAUUUUUGCUGCAAAAGUCACAGCCAUCACUAUUCCAGUGCUUUGUAAUAGCACCUAUAGAAAAAGAUGUUCUAGCCUCCUUUGGCAGUGGACACUCUUAUUUCCAUAAAUCCUCCAGACUCCUACAGAUGUUU